Molecule: messenger RNA, 5177 nt
Organism: Antechinus flavipes (yellow-footed antechinus)
Lineage: Eukaryota; Metazoa; Chordata; Mammalia; Dasyuromorphia; Dasyuridae
Gene: CGN
Product: cingulin
Exons: 21
Coding region: 228-3893 (1221 amino acids)
Cellular component (GO): myosin complex
Source: RefSeq, a predicted model, not a curated record
GUGGAGGGAGGAAGAAGGGGGAGAGCAGCGGAGCCGCGCGUGCCAUCCUGCAGCCCAGCCCAGCCCAGCCCAGGCCAGGCCAGCCCAGGCCAGCCGGAGCGAAAGCGCCCAGCAGACGAUCAGAGCCAGGCCGGGCAGGGCCGGAGGUGAGUGACCAGGGAGAGCCCAGAAGCGGGCAGCACCGGUAAUCUGAUCCCAUCCCUCCGGGGGACACUCAGGAUCCCCUCAUGUACAUGGAGCGGGCAACAGCCGUGGCCGAGCCCCGGGCGCCAGUGGACCAUGGUGUGCAGAUCCGAUUCAUUACAGAGUCAGCCGAUAACCCCCAGGCUGCCACCUUCCGCCGGGGUGCUCGUCGCCCCGCCAAGGACUCCAGAGCUAGCUCUUACGGCGUGGCAGUCCGGGUGCAGGGCAUUGCCGGCCAGCCCUUUGUGGUGCUCAACAGCGGGGAGAAGGGCGGCGACUCCUUUGGGGUGCAGAUCAAGGGGAACGGCAGCAGAGGAGCCCCUGACUCGCUGAGCUCAGACUCGGAGCUUCCCGAGAACCCCUACGGCUCGCCGCGGAGGUUUUUUGGCUCCUAUUCCCAGGGCAGCACCUCUGAUGAGGAGCCUGGAGCCGAGCAGAAGAACAAGCUCCAGCGCUCCCGUUCCCACGCCUCCCUGCUGGACUCGGCUCCUGUGGGCCCAGGUGUGCUGACGGGCAGCCUGCUGGAACUAACCUCUCCGGACGGCCCCCCUGGGAGCGCCAUUGACACGGCGCCCCUCUCCUCCGUGGAUUCGCUCAUUAACAAGUUUGACAGCCGAGGCUCCCAAACGAGGGGCCGGACUGGCCACCGUGUCCGACUGUCCACUGAACACCGAAAGCGGAGUCAGAGCCUGGAUAGUCAUGCACCUCGAGAUACAGCGGAGGAACGGGACCGGAACCAGGACCGGAACCAGGACCGGGACCGGAAUCGGGACCAGGAUCGGAACUUCAGCAACUCCUCCUCCCCUAACUCGAAGCCGCCCAGUAUGAUGAGUGGUCUGAAUCAGGGUCAAGCCCCAACAAAUGUUGUCAGCCGAUCCCGACAGACCCAGGAAUGGGUGUUACAGAGCUUUGAGGAGCCACGGGGGAGGGCCCGGGACCCUUCCCUAAUGCAGUUCAAGUCAACCCCAGACCUUUUGAGGGACCAGCAGGAAGCCACGACCCCUGGCAGUGCUGAUCAUGCUAAAGCGACCAUCUAUAGUAUCCUACGAGAAGGGAGUUCAGAAAGUGAAGCAUCUGUGAAGAGGAAGGUCAGCCUGGUUUUGGAACAGAUGCAGGCCCUAGCGCAGGUAAACCCUCCCAAUGUGUCACAGUCCGUGGCCGUACAUCGUGGGCUGGUUCAGAAGGUAGAUGAGCUACAGCAAAAGCUGGAUGAGGAGGUAAAGAAACGACAGAAGCUGGAGCUCUCUCGGGAGCCCUCCCGACUCGGGCUGGAACGGCAGCUGGAGGAGAAGGUGGAGGAGUGUCUGCGGCUGCAGGAGAGACUAGAAAGGAAGAAGGCAGAGACGCAGCGUAGCGCCCAGGAGCUCCAGGACAUGAAGCUCCUGCUGGAUCAGGGUGAGCGGCUCCGGCACGGGCUUGAGGACCAGCUGAAAGACGUGCAAGACAGGCUAAAGCUAAAGCAGGAACAGACCUCCGAGGCUGGGAAGGAGGCCCUGCUGAAGGACCUGCUAGAGACCAGGGAGUUACUGGAGGAAGUGCUGGAGGGGAAGCAGCGGCAAGAGGAGCAGCUCCGGCAGCGGGAGCGCGAACUGACGGCUUUGAAGGGGGUGCUGAAGGAGGAGGUGGCCUCUCGGGACCAGGAGGUGGAGCGGGUCCGGCAGCAGUGCCAACAGGACAUGGAGCAGCUGCGCCGCAGCGUGAAGGAUGCCUCCCAAGAUCAGGCCACCCUGGAGGCAGAAAGACAGAAAGUGUCAGCCCUCAUACGGGGCCUAGAGCGAGAACUCCAAGAGAGCGCCGAGGAGACCGGGCACUGGCAAGGCAUGUUCCAGAAAAACAAAGAAGAGCUUCGCGGAACCAAGCAGGAGUUGUUACAGCUUCGCCUGGAGAAGGAGGAUCUGGAGGAAGAACUCCGGGAACAGAUCGGGGUUCUGCAGAAGGAUCUAGAGCUGGCCCGAGCCAGUGCUGGUGAUAGCCGCCAGGUGGAAAGCCUCAAAAAGGAACUGCAGCGGGCACAGGAGGAACUUCAGAACCUGCGGGAUCAUCAAAGUCAGGAAGCCGUUGGCAGGAGCCGGGAGCGGGAACUAGAACAAGAACUGGCCAUUCUCAGAGAGGAAGCUGAGCGGGGAAAGGGGGUCGAGCAGCAGCAGCUACAGCUGCAUAAGACCCUUCAGCAGCUUCGGCAGGACUAUGAAGAGACCGCCAAGGCCAAGGCCGUGGCCGAAGCAGAGGCAGCCAUGGUGGGGCAGCGGCGGGCGGCAGUGGAGUCCACGCUACGCGAAACCCAAGAGGAGAAUGAUGAGUUCCGGAGGCGGAUCUUGGGCCUGGAGCAGCAGCUGAAGGAGGCCCGGAGCUUGGCCGAGGGUGGGGAAGCUGUGGAGGCUAGACUUCGGGACAAGGUGCAGCGGCUGGAGGCAGAGAGACAGCGGCUCGAGAAGGCCCUAAAUGCAUCCCAGGAAGAGGAAGAAUUACUGUCCGGGGCAAAGAGGAUGCUGGAGGGGCGGUUGGAGGAGGCCCAACGAAGUCUUGCUCGCUUGGGGCAGGAGCAACAGACGUUAAACCGGGCCCUCGAGGAGGAAGCGAAGCAACGGGAAAUCCUUCGGCGGAAUAAGGCUGAGCUGGAAGAGCAGAAACGUUUGUUGGAUAAGACUGUAGAGAAACUGAACAAGGAGCUGGAGAAAAUUGGAGAGGAGUCACAGAGAGCCCUGGGGCAGCUCCAAGGCCAGCUGGAAGAAUACAAGGAGAAAGCACGUCGGGAUGUGGCAGGUGCCCAGCGCCAGGCCAAAGAAUGGGCCAGUGAGGCGGAGAAGGCAGCCGGAGGUCUGGGCCAGCUGCAGGAGGAGGCUCAACGGCUGCGCCAGGCCCUGCAAACGUUACAGGCCGAGCGCGAUACAGCCCUGUUAGACAAAGACCUGCUGGCCCAGAGACUCCAGGGGCUGGAGCAAGAGACGGAAAGCAAAAAACGUUCCCAGGAUGACAAGGUCCGGCAACUCAAGAACCUAGAGGAAAAGGUCUCCCGCCUGGAGGCAGAGCUUGAUGAAGAAAGAAACACGGUGGAGCUGCUGACAGAUCGAGUGAACCGUGGGCGCGACCAGAUCGACCAGCUGAGGGGAGAACUGAUGCAGGAGAGAUCCACUCGGCAAGACCUGGAAUGUGACAAAAUCUCUCUGGAGAGGCAGAACAAGGAUCUGAAGAGCCGACUGGCCAGUUCAGAAGGUUUCCAGAAGCCCAAUGUCAGCCUCUCUCAGCUGGAGUCCCAGAACCAGGAGCUACAGGAACGACUUCAGGCUGAAGAAAGGGAGAAGACCCUUCUGCAAACCACAAACCGAAAACUGGAAAGGAGAGUUAAGGAGCUUUCCAUCCAGAUUGAUGAUGAAAGGCAGCAUGUAAAUGACCAGAAAGAUCAGCUGAGCCUGAGGGUGAAGGCCCUGAAGCGACAGGUAGAUGAGGCAGAAGAGGAAAUCGAACGGCUGGAUGGUUUGAGGAAGAAGGCCCAACGGGAGCUAGAAGAGCAGCAUGAGAUCAACGAGCAGUUGCAGGCCCGGGUUAAGGCCCUGGAAAAGGAUUCCCGGCGCAAGGCUACACGGUCAGCAGCUGAGGCAUCCCUCAAGCAUGAUGGGCUAAGCUCAGAUGAGGAAUUUGACAGUAUCUAUGAUCCUUCGUCCAUUGCAUCAUUGCUCACUGAGAGUAACCUCCAAACUAGCUCUUGCUAACCAGCGGCCGGUCAGCAAGGAGACUAGUGGCCAAGGUGGGGGAGAAGGUCCUUCCCUCCUCUAGCCUUAGGCUCCCUUUCUCUGGGUCCCCCAGAGAACACUACACUGCUAGAAGGAGGGCCUGGGUGGUGGUAAGGGAACCUAAGCAUGGGACAGAGCAGGGUUGUAGAAUGGACUUUCCCUGCCUUCUCCUCCCCUCCAUGUGAACAUAGAGUUGGGUGGAAGUGGGUAGAUGGCAGGGGGACAGAAAGAAUUAAGAGAUUUAAACUAUAGAACUUGUAUUUUUUCAGCCUCUUUAUCCUAAGGCUCAGGGACAUAUUUCCCAUGAGAUCCUUUUACCCAUCCUUCUUCUAAUUGGGUAGGGAGGUAUGGGAGAAGGGAGAUAUCAUGGGCCGUGGACACGCUGGCGUGGUCCUGCCUGCUUUUCUUUGCACAAUCCUGGGGGCCACUGGGGUACCCCCAUGCCUCUAGACCUUCCUUUUUCCCUUUACCUGCUUUGAGCCAGCAGCUCCAAGGGACCACUUCUCCUUUCCCCAAGAGCAUGCUUCUUCCCUUUCAGUGCCUUAGCUAGGGUGAGGAGCUGAAGUGGUUCCAAUCACAACCUCCUCAUCUAGCCAGCAUGUUCCCCUCUCAGUCUUUGUACUUGUCCUUGCUCCCUAGGUGGCUGGUUAAAAAAGGUAAAACUAGGCAAGCUCUUUUAGGACAGAAAUGAUGGAUAAGUCUCCUGGUUCCUGGUAAAAGGAGAACUGAAAAGGGCCUGUGCUAGAGUAACGUGGUGCUGUGGGAAGGACUUCUUAUGUUCACAGGGCUUCCGUUGGUGGCUGUGUGGUUAUGAUUUGGUUGGGGCCAGGGCACCCUGCCAGCUGUCUAAAUACCUUUAAAGAUUCACAGAUCAAAGGGCCUCUUCAGGUGUAAUGAUUCUACUGAAGCCUUCCCACAGAACUACUCUUGUCCUCAGUAGGGGAUGCAAGGAUCCCUAUUUUCUCAGGACUCUGGUUCUGAAUACUUAGCUCCUCUGCCUCAAGCUGGGAAUUCUGACUUCAAAAUGGAAUGGGAGGAGGAACCGAAGACUUCCAUCCUGCCUUUGGCUUUCUAGGACAGGCCCAGCCCACAUGAAUCAUCUCCGGGCAGCCUGGGGGAGGGAAACAAGACUACACUCAUCAAUGGCUUGUAACUUUGUGAUUUUUGUACUUCUGUUGGUUGGUCAAAUCAGAUAUCUCUUUCCCUCCAGUUUUUUCCUCCUUGAUUUUAUUUUAAAUUAAAUAUAUAUCUUUAUAUUGUGAA